AUGAAGCUGUGGGUGAAGAUUCACCUGGUAGCCUCAGAAGGCUCUCUUAGUCCAAGGACCAUGAGUAACCAGACGCUGGUUACAGAGUUUAUUUUGCAGGCCUUUUCGGAGCACCCAGAAUACCAGGUUCUCUUAUUCAGCUGCUUCCUCUCCCUCUACUCUCUGGCCCUCACAGGUGAUGUCCUCAUCAUCUUGGCCAUCACUUUCAACCCUGGGCUCCACACUCCCAUGUACUUUUUUCUGUUCAACUUGGCUACUAUGGACAUUAUCUGUACCUCUUCCAUCAUGCUCAAGGCACUGACAGGCCUAGUGUUAGAGGAGAGUUCCAUCUCGUAUGGGGGCUGUAUGGCCCAGCUCUAUUUCCUCACAUGGGCCGCAUCCUUUGAGCUGUUCCUCCUCACAGUUAUGGCCUAUGACCGGUAUGCAGCCAUCUGCCAACUGCUGCACUUCAGCGCCAUGAUGAACAAGGCAUUCUGCAGCAUGCUGGUUGCAGGUGUGUGACUGUUCUGUGCCUUCAACACAGCCGUCCACACGGGACUGAUACUGCGCUUGAAUAUCUGUGGCCCCAGUGUCAUUACUCAUUUCUUCUAUGAGGUCUCUCCACUGCUACUUCUCUCCUGCAGCUCCACCUAUGUGAACAGUGUCAUGAUUGUCUUGGCAGAUGCCUUUUAUGGCAUAUUAAACUUCCUGAUGAUCAUCGUGUUAUAUGGCUUCAUCAUCUCUGGUGUACUGAAGAUGCAAACUGCAGAGGGGAAGCAGAAAUCCUUCUCCACCUUUUCUUCCCACCUCAUUGUGGAGUGCAUGUAUUACACUGCUGUCUUCUAUGCCUACAUAAGCCUUGUCACCAGCUACAGUGCAGAGAAGAGCAAGUUGGCCGGUGUGCUGUACACCAUGUUAAGCCCCACCCUCAACCCUCUCAUCUAUACUUUAAGAAACAAGGAGAUCAAAGCAUCCCUCAAGAAGCUUUUCCCUUUCUUCAGAAAUUAA
Carlito syrichta (Philippine tarsier) is the source of this 987-nucleotide messenger RNA. Its product is annotated as olfactory receptor 13A1. Gene Ontology annotation, cellular component: membrane. Gene Ontology annotation, molecular function: olfactory receptor activity; G protein-coupled receptor activity. Gene Ontology annotation, biological process: G protein-coupled receptor signaling pathway. The transcript has a single exon. Lineage: Eukaryota; Metazoa; Chordata; Mammalia; Primates; Tarsiidae. The record is from RefSeq and is a predicted model, not a curated record.